Mya arenaria is the source of this 1476-nucleotide messenger RNA. RefSeq names its product agrin-like. The transcript has 5 exons. The record is from RefSeq and is a predicted model, not a curated record. Bases 1027 to 1476 code for a protein of 149 amino acids. Gene Ontology annotation, molecular function: protein binding. Lineage: Eukaryota; Metazoa; Mollusca; Bivalvia; Myida; Myidae.
AUGGGUGCACUUGGAUUUCUCGUACUCACAACUGAAAGAAAAGAGAUACAUGGGUUGUUUGUUUAUUUAAGUUUAUCAAGGUCUUCUCGCACCCAUUGGCUGCAUUAUGGCUUGACUCCACCGUGACGCCAUCACGACUUAAAUUGUGUUUUAAAUGCCAUCAGUGCCAUAAGAUGAAAAUGACUGCACUAAGUCAAAUGCUGAUAUAUGAGUUUCUAUGAAACGUAGUGAAAUACAAGAUAUCUGAGUGCUAUUACCCAGCCUUUUGUGAAUAUACAUGUACCUCUUUGAUCUUUAUCAACUCGGCGUAAAGCCCCAAUUCAGGGGAUACAACUUUCCUGGGUUUAACCAGUACCCAGAACACCAUUUUCCCAGUACUACCCUUAUAAUGCCGACCGCAAGUAAAUUGAGCUAUUUGUACACAAAGCGAACGCUUUACCACUGAGCUUUAGGGGCGGUCAUACACGGGUUAUUUGUAGCCACAAACUGCAGGUAUGUAGAUAAAUUUGGACGAUGAAGCGACUGUAUACGAUCAUGAGGCUCAUGGCAUCCAAAAAUGCAAAUGUGCAUGUGUUUUGGUUAACGCAUUUAUAAUAGUGGAUUUGCGGCAUAGUACGUUCUCCUCCUAGUUAGGAUUUAUACUAAGGCGUUUCUGCUUCGACUUUGUUCUUUUAAAUGAAUAUUGUUACUCCUCUCUAAACGCUGAAACUGCAGUGCACGAAUGGAUGAGGUAUUUCCAAAGAUACAUCAGUGACAGGAAUGAAUUUACAGUCAACACAAAUGUAAACGGGAACUCACAAGUUCGUGUAGGUGCGACCGUCGCUGGCGCAAACCUUGGAAACCUCGGUCGGGCAAUCUUUGUGGCUGAGGCUCGUGCACAGGAAGUCGAACACCACAUCACCACCGGCCACGGGAUUCACCGUGGUACCGCCGGGGGCUGUCGAGCACGCACCCGGGUGUUUCAGGUCAAGCGCCUUGUUCAGGCAGUGUGCCUUGCUGAACUCGCACCUAUCGACGGAAAAUACCAUGAUCAGCUUUUUGGUUGCUACAGUUUUGUUGGCGGCUGGCGUUGCGCAUGGCCAGGUUUUGAGCUGCCAGUCAUUCGUCCUCAGCCUGGACUGCACCACCUACAGCGCUAUGCAGGAAUGCGGCACAAACGGCAUUACCUACGCCAACAGGUGUUACUUCGCCAAGGCUCAGUGCAACGACUCCAGCCUUCACAUCCUGCACGACGGCCCGUGCACUACAGCUGAGUCGUCGACCACCCCGUCCCCAGGGUCGGGCGUAGAUGGGGAGACGGCGGUCCUCGAUUUCUUCUGUACGGCGCUCAGCCAUCGGGACUGCCCUACCGAUGUGAAGCAAGUCUGCGGUUCCGAUAACUGGACAUACGUUAACUACUGCGAGUAUGACAAACAACGAUGCCCUCACCGUGACCUAAACAUACAGAACUUCGGCACAUGCGCCACAACUCCUUGA